GGAGAAGCCUGACAGCCUCACUCCAUGUGAGGUGGAUUCUUCAGCCUACAACCCAUCCUAGGACAACAUGGCACGGACUAAACUGGGAGGUAGGAGCCCUGUGAGAGAGGCAGCUAUGGGGUUUGCACUGGGAGCAGUGGCAGGAUGCAUACUGGGAGCUACAGAAGACCCAGUGGACCAGACCCUGUCAAUGAUGACUGCUGCCGCUCCUCUGAAGCCAGUGAUGGAGGAAGUCAGGACAGUGGGUGCUCUGGGGCUGGGGACCCUUAUUGGAGCCACAGCACUGACCACGGCGAUGACCUCCGCAGUAGCUGGAGUGAUUCUGGCGGCAGCGGUAACUUCAGUGAUCGUGACCACAUGGAGCUGCUGUCCAUCCCAAAAAGACUCUGUUGGCUUGUGGGUAUCAGCAGGACUUGCUGGGGCUCUUGGGACCACUCUCAGCGGGGCCACAAUCGGGCUUACUAUCGAGAUGAUUGUGAAGAAUUAUGGCAUGAUGGGCCUUCUGUCGGCACUGAGCACAUUCACUGUGCUGAAACCGCUCCUGAACUUUGUAUUUAAGCUCUUCUGGAAGCAGGCAGAGGCCUGUUGCACUCACGAAUCUAGUCUAGCCUGGGAGAGGGAGAGAAAAGAGUUUGAGAUCACAGAGUCACUGCAGAGACAGAGAGUGGCGGUGCAGAUAGAGCAGAGGAUCCUGAUGCUGGAGCAGGAAGGCAGCACCAGCAGGAUGGAGCCCAGAACACCAUGGCUCAGUGAGCGGAGGCAGCGAGAGGAGAUGGAGAGGAAGAAGAUGGAGAGUGAGGAGGCAGAGAUGGAGCAAAGAACCAUCCAGGACUGGAUCAACAACGUGGUGAUCAAACAUGUGGACUUCUUGGCUUUUUCAGGGAUACCAAUGACAGUGGUUGCCAUAGUAACAUCAGGGUUUGGGGUGGUUGGUUAUGGAGACCACCAGGCUGUGUUUGUAGUACUUCUGGCAUUGGUUGCAGUCAUAGCCUAUCCGCUCCUGAAAUCAUCUGACUUUAAGUUUUGGAUGUUGGUUGGGUGCAUGGGAAUGUUUGCAACAUUCAUCAUUGCCAUACUCACCUUACACGCUGGGCAGGUGGUUGUAACAUCUGCCAUGAAGAUGAGAGCCGCGGGGCAGAAUAACUCCCGAGAAAACAUCAGUGCUCGUAUGAACCACCAGUCCUCUCUGGAAGCUUUGAGUGCAGCUUUCUUUGUGGCCAAACUGUGUGAGCUGGCUUUGGGGGCUGCAGUGGGAGGGCCACUGGUGAGACGAGGAGCUGGAGAGGUCAAGGUCAUAGCAGGGGCAGCUUUAGUGGUGCUUGGUUUACUGGUUGGGGUGGAGGUUUUUGCCCCAGUCCUGGGAGAAGGGGGAAAAGCCGGGGCAUUGCUGGGGGUGGUGGGAUCAGCAGGCGUGUCUGCGGGUGCAGCAGCAGCUUUGGCUGGAAGGUGGUCCUCAUGGCCAGGAACUUUGGGAACCAUUGCAGGAUUGGUUAUAGGAGCAUUAGGGAUUGGAAAAUGGCACAUUGUCAACAUCGGACUGCAGGUGCCGGUGGUCUUUGCCUUUGCUAUGACCAAUCCAUUUUAACACACAAUAAUAUCACAUUGACCUACUGUGCCAACUGCUGUCAGUUCACUCAAUAAAUUCAACUAGCUAAAUGCAAAUCAGUCUAAUGUCAGUCUAACCCAAGAAGAAUUUUACUUGAAUUUGACUUUACUGGAGUAUUUCUAUUUUCUGUUACUUCACUCCACUACAUUUUGAAGGCAAAUAUUGAACUUUUUAUUAGCUGUGUCUAUUAGAUAGGAUAACUUCCAUGAUAUCUCAUCAUGGCCAAAAAAGCACAAAUAAUUUGAUAUUUAUUAUAUCAGAUUUAAAACGAUAUGUUAUAGCUCUGCUGAACGAUUGCCAUAAUCAAAAUUUAUAAAUAUCAGAUGUCAGAGUCGACUGGGCUGUUAACCCAUAAUGUUUAUUUUGGUAUAAUUUUACUUGCAUUUAACUGCAGAUUCUUUAAAGGUGCAACAUGUAAGACUUGACCAACUCUUGAACUCAUAUUCAAACAAAUAGGGGGGCAGCAUUUCAGCAGAGUAACCACAAACUGCUGUGAACUCUAGCUGCCACUCGCUAGUUAGCUCAGUUAGCUGUGCAGCUUUGCAGUCCCAACAGGGAGCUUGGAUUGGUCUUACGAGAGCAGACAGGCCGGGCUAGCUCGUUAGCAUGCUAGCUUCAGUAGAGAUCUCUGUGACACAGAUGACUUUGAAAGGUGCAAUAUGUAACAGUUUGAACAGGAUGUGAAUGUUAUGUCAAAUUUUACUCAAGUAGGACUUUUGGUUACUGUUAACUGUGAACAGAUCCAAUGUGUGGACACAAACCAAAAUUCACACGCUGUACAGUCCAUUAUCUAUAUCUCCGUCCUCUGUGCCAUAGAGUUCAAUUUUUUAUCCAACAACGAUCAUCAGUGAGCCACACUGUCACACUGUGUGAUUCAACCCUAUUUACAUCAUCCUGCUGCACCAAAUAUUCACCAAUACCAAAUGUAGAUUAAACCACCGCUGAAAAUAGCCCCUAACAACUGUAAACCUCUUCAUUUGAUUAAUUUCUGACAAAUUAUACAACCAGCUGUUUUAGGAAAUUACUGAGCUAUACAUUUGCGAGGUGUUUAAAUAUUUAAAAUCAAAAUAUAGAAUCACACCAGACUGAUCCCGACUAGAGUCAUUUGAUCUGUUUCUUGUUUCUCUAUAUUUUGGCUGAUGAGAUGCAGUGAUGUGUUUGUCAAAAAAUGUAUUAUUGUAAAUGCUCUUGUAUUGAAGCUGAAAACAGCUACAUAAAUGAGAACAUAACCAGUGUCUGAACAAAAAGAAAUAAAUCUUGU
Messenger RNA from Acanthopagrus latus (yellowfin seabream), 2867 nucleotides. RefSeq lists its product as uncharacterized. The record is from RefSeq and is a predicted model, not a curated record. The transcript is spliced from 2 exons. Lineage: Eukaryota; Metazoa; Chordata; Actinopteri; Spariformes; Sparidae. The coding region runs from base 68 to 1585 and encodes 505 amino acids.